AAGAAAUUAUGAAAUUUAAAAAGAAAAUCACUUCAAAAUUUCGGGAACAAAUUGCUGCUCGACUAAACUAUUAAUUUACUUUUUUUUCAAAAUGGAUGAUAUUAGUGAAUGCGAUUGGGCACCACCUCCAAGGGUCAGUAUAGUCGAAUCAGAAAUCUAUGAGAUUCAAUCGGGUCCUUGUCUACCAUCGAUUGAAGAUUUCAUUAAAAGCGAACUUGAAAAAGAAGAACUUACAAAACCUGAAGUCGAAGAAAUAUUAGAUGAUGAAGUCCUUAUUGAAACGCAUACAGAAAUUCAAUAUUCAUCACUACCUGAAGAGCCUUUAGAUGAUGCUUCAAUUGCUGAAGACCAAGAAGAAAUAGCUGCUAUCGAAACUGAGGAAGAUGAUUUCGAACUUCCUCCAGUUGAUACAAAACCAAAACUCACAAGCAAAAAAAAACAUACGGUUGAAAUUAUUGGAGUUGAUUCAAUUUCAAGUCUUGACAGAAUUAAGAGAAGAGCCGAAAGGAAACGUCUAGAAAAAAUUCGUACCAAAUUAAUUCAGGAUACAGAUGAUUUAAUUGAUAAUAUAAUUGCUGAUGUUGUUCAAAUGUGUCAAUAUGACGAUCCUGAUGAUGAACUUCGACAUCGUUUGGACGGAGAUAAAAUCAUGUAUGAGAUUGAUGAAACAAUUUCUGAACUUGAAAGCGAACAGAAUGUACGAUUAUUUUUGAAUCUAAAAGUUAUUCAAUAUUUUCAAGAGAAAAACUUAUUACGAACGCUAAUCGAUGAUAGUCCCUAUAUUGUAUUCGAUCUUAUUCGAAAACAUGAGGAAACAUUGUUGAUGAUAGGAAAAUACCAACUACUGGUAGAACCAGCUCAACAAGUCCUUGAUACAACAAUUCCAGAACUUAAAAACGAAUUGGAAAGCUUAAGAACAGAAUUCAAAUUAGGAACACAAACAUUCUUUGAUAUGGUCAAGAAAUUAUUUAAUAUUGAUAGUUUUGAGAAAAAUGAAGCAGUCGAGUAUUUGAUGAACAAGUUUAAAAGCAUGGAGCAAGAGAUAAGAAAAGUUCGACAUUAUCUUAUCAAACUAAAUCAUGAACAAGCAAAUUUAGAAGAGGAAAACGAAACCCUGGAUAACAUUGGACAUGGAUUGCGUAUAUCGUAUUUUGAAAAUGUUCAAGCAGAAUCUAAAUCUCUGGGGGAAAAAAUUGAAGAAAGAACCAACGAACUAAAUGAACUUCGUGCUACCUAUAAUGCCAACAUCCAUUUUCUUGCUCACACACGUGAAAAACAGCGCAUGCAACGCAGCACAAUUUUAGACCAACAACUUGAUCUGAAAGAACUUCUCGAAGAAAAACAAAAUUGCCGAAAGUACUUGAAUGACUUGAAAAUUGAACGUCAUUCCAUUCGAACAGAAUUUCAAAAACAACGCUUUAAAAAGGGUCUUUUCCGCAGACCCAAAUUUCUUCGGGACUAUGAUGCUACCGUGAAUGAUAUAAAUAAAAUGAAGGCUGCAGUAAAUCAGUUGGAAUCUGAAGACCUUGAGCUGGAUGAAAAAUUGAAUGAAAUUAAAAAAGCUAAUUCGCAACUAAAAUGGAGAUAAUUUAAACGUCAGAAUAUUCUUUUAUGUUUUCGAUAAUGGAUGACAAAUGACAUUUUGUAAUCAACAUCAGGAAUCAUCAGGCAUCAUCUGUCAAAAAACACUAUGACAUUUAACGUAUAUAGAAAUUUACGUAUAGAGUACGUAUAAAAAAAUAAAACUAUAGAAUUCUGUAUAAAUUUAUCUGUUAUCCUGUGAAGCCGGGAAAAUACUAAUGAUGUGUAUAAAUGUAGAUUUUUCUGCUUGGCUUGUUAUCGUCAAACUCAUUAAUUGGCUUCCUUUUGACAAAAUGUUAUCCUGCUUUUCCUAAUGAGUUUG
Molecule: messenger RNA, 1903 nt
Organism: Eupeodes corollae
Lineage: Eukaryota; Metazoa; Arthropoda; Insecta; Diptera; Syrphidae
Product: synaptonemal complex protein 1-like
Exons: 4
Coding region: 92-1588 (498 amino acids)
Biological process (GO): cilium assembly
Cellular component (GO): ciliary basal body; extracellular region; axoneme
Source: RefSeq, a predicted model, not a curated record